This is a messenger RNA of Linum tenue, 2426 nucleotides long. The record is from the annotation of a GenBank genome assembly. NCBI's taxonomy places the organism in Eukaryota, Viridiplantae, Streptophyta, Magnoliopsida, Malpighiales, Linaceae.
AUGGCGGCUGCUUCCACACUCUCACUCGCUCUCACGCCCACCUCUUCAGAUCCAUCGCUUCCCUCUUCCCGCCACAGAUCACGACUCUUCCUUUCCCCUCUUACUCACAAUCCCCAUUUCCUCUCAUCGCAGAGGUCCCGAUUUCGUCUCAGCCCUAAAUCAUCCUGCACCUCCGCCUCCUCGCAGUCUCCUCCCUCCGUUUCCGAUGAACCCACUAGCAGCAGCGCCUCCGCUGCGUAUUCGAGCCUAGAGGACUGGUUGAAGACAGGGAAUUACAAUUUCCUCAGCAAUGAAGAGCUUCUCAAGCUCCAGAGCCUUCAGGACUUCCGGUAUCGUCGGGAACUGGGAAUCGGGUCUCUUUGCAUUCGGGUGAUGAGGCCGGACGAGACCGAUGUCACUGUCAAGUUGCUCUCCGAGUCCUUUGUGGAGUCCAUGAAGCUGCCAGAUUGGUACUUGCCUUUGGUGAGCUACUUGGUGAAACAGUACUUGUUUGAGAGGCGAGCCGCUAUUCCCCAUGCCGUUACACUUCUAGGGUUCGUUAAAUGGAAAGAUGGCGGCGGAGGCGGGGAGGAGGAGGAAGAUGAAGGGGAGUUAGCUGGGACCGUGGAAAUUUGUUUCAAUAAGAGAGGGGCAAAUGAUUCUCCUCCCACGCCAACACCGCCGAAGGAUUCUCCCUAUAUCUGCAAUAUGACUGUGAACAAGCCACUUCGUAGGAGGGGAAUCGGUUGGAAUCUUUUGAAAGCAAGUGAGGAGUUAAUUUCCCAGAUGAGCUGUGUAAGGGAGGUGUAUUUGCAUUGCAGGAUGGUUGAUUCUGCUCCCUUUAACAUGUAUACAAGAGCAGGGUAUAAUGUUGUUAAGACAGAUAGCAUAUUGGUAUUGCUGCUGUUGCAAAGUCGUAAACAUUUGAUGUUAAAGAAGCUUCCAGUACCGACAAACGAUUUAGAACUUGAAAUGUCAGGCUCUGACCCAGAACAUGUGCAAGUGGGAGCAUAAGUUGCAGCAUAUAUUUCAGAGCGUGAUGCCAAGUUAGCAAACAUGGCUACAGAUUCCAGCGAGUAGGAACUCCUUGGCAUAUCUGGAUCAAUCACUCUUCUCAGCUUCUUCCGAUUGUUCAGUAUGUGCCUAACCUAAAUGACAAAAGAUCAUCCAUUUAAUCAAAUAGUGAGUCUCCAGAACUUAUGCUCUUCAGAAGAAAGAUGAAAUUUUGAAUUUUCUCACCUGCAGAACAAGGUUCUGGUCAGUUGGUCCUUGGUUUAGGUCCACAGCUCGACGUCCUGUCAAUAAUUCAAGAAGAACCACUCCAAAUGCAUAGACAUCACUUUGUAGAGUGAGCUUUCCGGUCUGCAGAAAAGGAGCAAAGUGAAACCCUUGUUUCUUUCUUUCUAGCUAGUUGAAUUGCGGAGAACAAGAACAAGUAUCUGAGAGCUGGUCAUUUCGGUUUGUGGGUGGUGGUCCUACUGCAGCUACUGUGAGUUUGAUAUUCCAGUUUUAGUUCUCAGCUUUGUGUUACUCUAGCUUAUUACUCCAAAGGGAGUUUUGAACCACCUACCGACGUAUACUCUGGAUCAAAAUAGCCAAAUGUGCCAAGAACCAUAGCAGUGGCGUAUAUCUCCUGGCCCUCUGGCAUCAACUUAGCCAAACCGAAAUCAGAAAUCUGCAAGGAAUUGCCAUAAGAAGUUCAGUGGAACCAUUCUCAUUUCAGGUCUUUUCCCCUUCAGAACAUGUGAGAACGAGUAAAUAUUAUUCACCUUGGCUUCAAAGUUGUCACCGAGAAGAACAUUGGUGGAUUUGAAGUCUCUGUGAACAAUCGGUAUACCAACGGCAGACGGUGAAUGGAGAUAAGCAAGUCCUCUUGCAGCACCAAUUGCCACUUUUAGUCUUUGUGUCCAGUCCAUCUUUGCUUCCCCUAUUCCUGCAAUGAAAAUUGCAGAUAACUUAGAAACAACAACCUGAACGGUUUGAAGUAAUGGUGCAGAACUUUAUAACGAUGAAUAUGGAAGUUACCAUUCAAGUGAUCUUGCAGAUUGCCAUUUGACAGAUACUCGUACACAAGAAACCUCUGCUUCCUAUCAGCACAAUACCCUAUCAAGGAAACCAGAUUCGGAUGGUCUAGUCUGCUCAAGAUAUCAACUUCGACACGAAACUCUCUUUCCCCUUCAGCUUCUUUAAACGAAGACUUUUUACCUCUCGAGAUCGUAGAGUUCCUCUGUACACUCUGCCAAACCCUCCUUUCCCAAGAAAGUUCCCCUCACUAAACGAGCAAGUAGCAUCCUCCAUUUCCUUAACCCUCUGUUUUUGUAGGAUGGAAAAGCGAGGGAGGGAAAAGAUUUGGGAGAAAGUUGCAUUUCCAAUGUGUUUUCCGCCGUUUGCGAAAGACAACAACAGUAGUGAGAGAGGGAAAUAGCAAGGAAAAUGUACUGUUUGGA